AUGACCUUUGACAAGUCCACCGUCAAGUUCUCCGCGUACGAGGGAUGGGGCCAGACGGCGCUCAAGGAGUACCACUACUCGCAGGCCGUGCGGGUUGGCGACAACAUCGAGUGUUCGGGACAGGGUGAGUGGCUUCCCUCAUCAGUACCUCCAUACCCGCUUCCCCAUUCCCAUUCUCAUCCCCGUGUGCCUUCAGACAGACGCCAUUGUCUUCCCGCGCCCUCUUCUGCUUCCGGCAAACUGACCCCUUCAGGCGGCUGGGACCCGCAGCCCCCGAAUGCGAUCUCGGAGGACGUCGAGGCCCAGAUCGAGCAGGCGUUCAAGAACGUCGAGCUCGCGCUCAAGUCUGCAGGCGGUAAGGGCUGGUCACAGGUCUUCCGCGUGCGCUCGUACCAUCUCACCCUCGACGAUGCCGCCAUGGACCUCAUGAUCGCCAACUUCCGCAAGUGGAUGCCGGACCACUGCCCCGUUUGGACCUGCGUCGAGGUCACCCGCCUCGGCAUUCCGGGUAUGAAGGCGGAGAUUGAGGUUGUCGCUCACGACCCGAAGAACUGA
Messenger RNA from Trichosporon asahii var. asahii CBS 2479, 555 nucleotides. RefSeq lists its product as uncharacterized. NCBI's taxonomy places the organism in Eukaryota, Fungi, Basidiomycota, Tremellomycetes, Trichosporonales, Trichosporonaceae. The record is from RefSeq and is a predicted model, not a curated record. Gene Ontology annotation, cellular component: cytosol. The transcript has a single exon. Gene Ontology annotation, molecular function: deaminase activity. Bases 1 to 555 code for a protein of 184 amino acids.